UCAUCGCCUCUUCGCAUCCAGCGCGAGCCAAACCCUCCUCUUCUUCAUCUCGCCGAUCCGAUCGCCGCCUCGCCAAGCUACAUCUUCCUCCUUCCGGCGUCAUGGAUCGUAGUCAGAAGCGCAAGAUCUCUGACGGAGAACUCCCGGUGAAAAAGCGCGCUUGCAGAUCGACGGAGCGCCUACCCGUCUCGUUCGCCUCCAGAACAGAGUUGCAGCGCUCCAUCUCCGCCGGUUCAGACCGCGGCAAGGGGUUGCCCGACCACGGCUUGUUAGGCUCGGAUAACCGUGCUAUGGGUUUAUCGAAGAGGAGGGUGCACAGAGUCGUCGCUCGCCUCGCCGAUGAUGGUUCGGGGGAAUCCGCGCAACUCGAGGCACUGACCGAGCUAUGCGAGAUGCUCUCCUUCGUCAUGGAGGACGCCAUCGAGCGCUUCCCCCUGGAGGAGCUCGUGCCGUCUCUAUUGAAGCUUAAUGCCAAUGGUCGCAACCCUGAGAUUAUGCUUCUGGCGAUUAGAGCGCUAACUUAUCUCUUGGACGCCAGGCCUUCUUCGGCCGCUGCUAUCGCGCGGCAUGGCGGAAUUACUGUCCUCUGUGGAAAGCUUUUGGCUAUCGAAUACUUGGACGUUGCAGAAAAGUGUCAUCAAGCAUUGGAGAAGAUUUCGCGGGGAUAUCCCGUUGCAUGUUUAAAAGCAGGCGCUGUUAAUGCAGUUUUAACUUAUAUCGAUUUCUUUCCGUCUAAUAUUCAGCGAGUCGCAGUUAUAACAGUAACUAAUAUGUGCAAGGAACUCUCGCCUGAUUAUUCAUCAAUUAUAAUGGAGGCAGUCCCUUCGUUAUGCACUCUUCUGCAGUAUGAGAACAAGGAGCUGGUAGAAACUGUUUCUACUUGUCUUGCAUGGGUUGCUUACUCUGUUCGCUAUUCUCCUAUUUUGACUGAUGAACUGUGCAAGCAUGGAGUGAUACAGAAGUCCUUGGAAUUGAUAGAUAAUGAUAGUCACAGGUCAAUUAGCUCCAUGACUUUUUCUAGUUUAGUUGGUCUCCUCACAAGACUUGCCUCACAUUCUCAGUUAGCAGUUCGCAUCCUAUUUGAGCUUAGCAUAAGCAGAACUUUGAGAGGCAUCUUAAUAGGUUCUGACAUGUCACACAAUUCUGCCUAUGCAUCUACUGAAGAUGUCCAAAACAAUCAGGUAUGGGAAGCUUUAAAGUUAACUAAUCAGUUGAUUCCUGAAAAAAAGAAAGAUGUUCCAGUCAAUAAACUAAUACAAGCUAAGGAGAAGAUUUUAAUGGACGAACCCAAUUUCUUGUAUCAAUUCGCCAUGGAAUUUCUUCCAGCUUCCAUCCAGGUUGUGAACUCUGGUGCAAAUGAUUAUGUAUGUUAUGGUUGCAUUUCCAUCAUAAGACGUAUUGCCCAUUAUAGCACACCUGAGAUACUUCUGGACUCGAUCAAAGAUACAAAUAUCUCAAGUUUUUUGGCAGGGCUGUUGUCCAGGAAAGAUAUACAUCUACUAAUUUCCACACUGGAGAUUGUUGAGAUUCUGAUGCAAAAACUUCCAGGUGUUUUCUUAAGCUCUUUCAUCAAGGAAGGAGUAUUUUAUGCAAUUGACAUGCUUUUAGUCCAAGAUAAAUGCAUAGAAUCUGUACCACACUCAGAUGAGAAAAUAGCUGUCAGUGUUGUUUCCAGAUGCAUGUGUUUUGCAUUUACUCCAUCUAGUGUUCCCUCUUCUCAAUUAAAAACAUGCAAGCUUGGAAAGGAUGCUAUUCACAAUUUGGGAAGGAAGAUAAAAGCUUCCUACUACUUGGGCCAUGGAGCAGCUAACUCUGAUAUGUCAUGUUCUAAAACUCUUCAACAUCUCAGAACUUUGUGCAGAGUGCUAGAUGAUAGUAUGGACACACAUUCAGAUGAUGUUGGUAACCUACAUGAAGUGAAAUUUUCAACACAAAUAUUGGAUGAGGUGAUGAGAGAGCUUUCUCAGGGAGAGUCUUUGUCAACCUUUGAGUUUGUUGAGAGUGGUAUUGCAAGAUCUCUGGCUCAUUAUUUAUGCAAUGGCAAGUUUCUGCUUGGAAUUCAUGAUAGUGGCUUAUCAGAUCACAUUCUAGCUGUACAGAAGAGAUUCCAGAUAUUCGCUUCCAUAUGCUUGUCCAAACCUAGUCAAAAUCGUGAUGAUACUAUUUUGGCUUGCUUAUUGAAAAAUCUGCAGGAUGCAUUGUCUUCUUUGGAUAACUUUCCUGUUGUCAGAAGCCAACAGUUGAAACCAAGAAAAAGUUAUACAGAUAUCCCUUGUAGUAGCCCCACAAUGAAUCCUUGUUUAAAAGUUUCGUUUGUACGUGACAACAAAGAUUCAAACUUAUUGGACUUUGACAAUGUACUAAGUAUUGAUAUUUCUUCUUCCUUAGUAGAUGCUGUAGAAGCAUAUCUCUGGCCUAAAGUUAGUGCCAUGAACAGACAUCAGUCAGAGGCAGUGGAUUACCAUAUCAGCAAACUAAACCUCAGAGCUUCAAGGUUACAUCAUGACUCAGAAGGGAGUUCUACAGAAGCAUACAUGAACAUCUCGUAUGAGACUUAUAUUUCUAAUUCUUUAGAGGUGAUUAGAAGUCAAGAGGAGCAGCUUUUACCAGUAAAGACUAGCACAAAACUGACAACUGAUACUGAAGUUGCUCAAGGAAGAAUCACAACAGUAUCUCCAUGCAUGGUGAAUACUAAACCAAGAUUAACUUUUAGCUUGAGAGGAAAACAACUUGACCGCUCAAAGACCCUUUAUCAAGCAGUUCUAGAGGAUCAAGUAUCUCCAGGAUUUGACAUGAUUGUGGGGUCCAAAUUCUGGAAUCAGACUUAUGAAUUUACUUAUAGAAUAGCUGAAGAAGACAUAGCAAACAAGAACAACAUGUUAGAUUUGGUUUCUCAGUCAAAUAUCUUCUUGAAUAGGCUUGGAUUCUCAUUCCUGAAACUUCCCUUUUUCCCUACCAAAUUACAAGCUGAAAUGCUUUCCAACAUUGAUAGAAUGAAUACCUCAUAUGAUAUUUUAUUUAUGUUGAAAAUAUUAGAGGGCUUGAAUCAAUUUUCGAUGGAACUGUCAGUUAAUGAUAGAAUUCAAGAAUUUGCAGAAGGGAGAAUAGAUAACUUUGAUGAUUUGAAGGUGAUAGUUUCUCCAGUACCAAAAGUUGACUUUGUGAGCAGCAAGCUAACUGAGAAGUUGGAGCAGCAAAUGAGAGAUCAGCUGGUACUAAACACUGGUUGUUUUCCAUCAUGGUGUAGCCAGUUAACGAGUGCAUGUCCUUUCUUAUUUUCCUUUGAGGCAAGAUUGAAGUACUUCUACCUCACAGCAUUUGGUUCUUUAAGAAAUCAGAAUAACAACAUUCGGCAUUCAGAUAGAAGUAGCAUGAACUCCAGUGAAUGGCACUUGGUUACUAGUUUUCACUCCCGCAAGAAGUUUAAAGUUGACCGCAACAAUAUCCUUGAAUGUGCUGCAAAAAUCAUGAAAUUACAUGCUCAAAGUAAGGGCUCUCUUGAAGUAGAAUAUGCUGAUGAAGUUGGUACUGGUCUAGGUCCUACUAUGGAAUUCUACACUCUAGUAAGUCAUGAAUUUCAAAAGGUUGGAUUAGGUAUGUGGAGAGAGGACUAUUGUGCAGCCAAAAGUAGUGUUUGUAGUGAUUCUUCAGUUUUGUUUGCUCCAUGUGGACUGUUUCCUUGUCCAUGGUCGAGAAAAAGGUCAGGUGGGAUUAAAUUCUCAGAUGUGAAGAAAAAGUUUUCCCUUCUUGGUAAGCUGGUAGCCAAGGCAAUUAAAGAUGGGAGAACAAUGGACAUAUCAUUUUCUAAUGCCUUCUAUAAGAUUAUGCUCGAGCAGGAGCUCAAUAUAUGUGAUAUCCAGUCAUUUGAUCCAGACCUUGGAAGGACUUUACUGGAGUUUCAAGCUCUAGUCAACAGGAAAAAAUUUGUUGAAUCAGCUUCUGGAGAAAGAGAUAAGGAUCCAUCAAAGUUAUAUUACAGGAGCAUGGCUGUAGAGGAUCUCUCUCUUGAUUUCACUCUUCCAGCUUACACUGACUAUGCACUCGCAUCAGAAAGUGCAAAGAUGGUGAACAUUGCCAAUUUGGAAGAAUAUGUUGCACUGGUCAUUGAUGCGACAAUUGGCAGUGGAGUUGCGAGACAAAUUAAUGCCUUCAAAUCUGGAUUUAAUGAGGUAUUCCCUCUAAGAUAUCUCCAAAUCUUCACUGAAGGUGAGUUGGAGCAGUUACUCUGCGGAGAACAAGAUACUUGGGAUUUCUUUCAGCUUGUGAAUCACAUCAAGUUUGACCAUGGGUAUAGCGUGAGCAGCCUUAUGGCUACCCAUUUGUUAGAAAUCAUUCAAGAAUAUGAUUAUGAUCAGCGUAGAGCUUUCUUGCAAUUUGUAACUGGAGCACCUCGCCUUGCACAUGGAGGCUUAGCCGCUCUUAACCCAAAGCUAACAGUAGUUCGAAAGCACUCUAGUUUUGAUGCUGAUCUGGACUUGCCGAGUGUCAUGACUUGUGCAAAUUAUCUAAAGCUCCCACCUUACUCAUCUAAAGAGAUAAUGAGAGAGAGAUUGCUAUAUGCGAUAACCGAAGGUCAGGGAUCGUUUCACCUAUCAUAGGCAAUCAGCUGCAAGAUGACUCAUAAUCUUUAAUUCAUCCUGUGGAUAUGACUCAGACUCAGAAGGAUAGUGACACUGUGCAUAUAUUGGGUUAGCAGUUGUACAUUAGCCACAAGAAGAAGCCUUCUCAGCCUCAGCAAUUCAUUGUACAUAGUUCAGUCAGGCGACUAAGGCGCAUUUUGCAAGCACAGAAUUGUUGACGAGUUAUUAGUCUCAAUAAGUCAUGUCUAUUCUACAAUGGCAGCCCAGGAAUAAAGUUGUGUAUAUUAUGAGCUAUUAAGUUUUUAGUCAUGUUUAUUCCCAUAAUUACAUGGAAUCCUGUUAUUGUGUCCAUAAGUAUUUGAUAAUGAAGACUUGUCCUCCUAUAGCUGAAGAUUUAUCGUAAGUUUGAUUAGUUCAUUCUUGUGAAAAAUGUU
Zingiber officinale is the source of this 5014-nucleotide messenger RNA. Its product is annotated as E3 ubiquitin-protein ligase UPL4-like. The record is from RefSeq and is a predicted model, not a curated record. Gene Ontology annotation, molecular function: ubiquitin protein ligase activity. NCBI's taxonomy places the organism in Eukaryota, Viridiplantae, Streptophyta, Magnoliopsida, Zingiberales, Zingiberaceae. The coding region runs from base 102 to 4598 and encodes 1498 amino acids. Gene Ontology annotation, biological process: proteasome-mediated ubiquitin-dependent protein catabolic process; protein polyubiquitination. The transcript is spliced from 18 exons.